Messenger RNA from Tachysurus fulvidraco (yellow catfish), 4364 nucleotides. It is a transcript of the gene nat10, whose product is annotated as N-acetyltransferase 10. Lineage: Eukaryota; Metazoa; Chordata; Actinopteri; Siluriformes; Bagridae. Gene Ontology annotation, molecular function: tRNA binding; 18S rRNA cytidine N-acetyltransferase activity; ATP binding. The transcript has a single exon. Gene Ontology annotation, biological process: rRNA acetylation involved in maturation of SSU-rRNA. Gene Ontology annotation, cellular component: nucleolus; 90S preribosome. The coding region runs from base 221 to 3292 and encodes 1023 amino acids. The record is from RefSeq and is a predicted model, not a curated record.
CUCUGAAAAGUUUGAUGCAUCAAACCUAAACGCACAUGCGCAAGAGUUGUGCGCAUGCACAGUACAGAGCACUAAAAUCUCGCGAUAAAUCUCGCACGAGGAAGCAUUCGGUUCCAUGUGCGCUUGUCCGGGAGGUGUGUGUGUGUUAGUGUUAUAGAGCUCAUAGAAAGUUUUGUAGAAAUAUUACUGCAUUUAUUUUGGGACCGUUCGAGCUUUGAGCAUGGCGACAUACCGGAAGAAGGUUGAUAAUCGGAUUCGUGUUCAGAUCGAGAACGGAGUCGCGCUGAAGCAUCGUACGAUGUUUGUGAUUGUUGGUGAUCAAGGCAGAGACCAGGUUCUGAUCCUCCAUCACAUGCUCUCCAAGGCCGCUGUACGCGCACGACCGUCGGUCCUGUGGUGCUACAAGCACGAGCUCGGCUUCAGCAGUAACCGGAAGAAAAGAAUGAGGCAGCUGCAGAAAAAGAUCAAAACUGGAACUCUGAACCUUAAACAGGACGAUCCGUUCGAGCUUUUCGUCGCGGCCACUAAUAUCCGUUACUGCUACUACAAUGAAACCCAUAAAAUCCUUGGCAACACCUAUGGCAUGUGUGUUCUUCAAGAUUUCGAGGCUAUAACUCCAAACCUUCUGGCUCGAACCGUUGAAACGGUAGAAGGCGGUGGUAUCGUGGUCAUAUUGCUGAGGAGCAUGAACUCACUCAAGCAGCUUUACACGAUGGCGAUGGACGUGCAUUCACGCUACAGGACGGAGGCACAUCAGGAUGUUGUGGGAAGGUUCAAUGAACGGUUCAUACUUUCUCUGUCCUCCUGCAAGACCUGUAUAGUAACCGAUGAUCAACUCAAUGUUCUGCCGAUCUCCAAACAUAACGCGAACAUCAAACCCGUGCCGCCUAAAACGCAAGACGAAGCUCUGCCGCCGCACGAGCAGGAACUCAAGGACUUAAAAGAAUCGUUGCAUGACACACCGUCAGUGGGAACUUUAGUGGAAUGCUGUAAAACCAUGGAUCAGGCCAAAGCUGUGUUGAAGUUCAUUGAAGCGAUUUCGGAAAAGACUCUACGGAGCACAGUAGCGCUCACCGCUGCCAGAGGACGUGGCAAGUCUGCAGCACUUGGAUUAGCUAUUGCUGGGGCUGUUUCGUUUGGCUAUUCCAACAUUUUUGUUACGUCACCCAGCCCGGACAAUUUGCACACAUUGUUUGAGUUCAUAUUCAAAGGCUUGGAUGUGCUUCACUACCAGGAACAUCUGGAUUAUGAAAUCGUCCAGUCUUUGAACCCGGAGUUUAAUAAAGCCGUGGUCAGAGUUAACAUCUUCAAGGAACAUCGCCAGACCAUUCAGUACAUCCACCCUGCCGACGCUGUCAAGUUAGGUCAGGCAGAGUUGGUGGUCAUUGAUGAGGCUGCUGCUAUCCCUUUGCCGCUGGUGAAAAACCUGCUUGGGCCUUAUCUUGUGUUCAUGUCUUCUACGAUCAACGGGUACGAGGGUACAGGACGCUCUCUUUCCCUCAAGCUGAUUCAGCAGCUGCGGCAGCAAAGUGUAGAAAGCCAGCAGAGUCUCUCAGCUGAAAACCAGGCCAGAAGUACGGCCAGAAUGGCUUCUGCACGCACGCUCCAUGAGGUUUCUCUCCAAGAGUCUAUUCGAUAUGCACAGGGAGAUCCUGUUGAGAAAUGGUUGAAUGAACUUCUGUGUCUGGACUGCAUGAGUGUGCCACGCAUCAUUUCAGGCUGUCCACUGCCUGAAACUUGCGAGCUGUAUUACGUGAACCGUGACACACUGUUCUGUUACCACAAAGCAUCCGAAGCCUUCCUCCAGCGUCUCAUGGCACUCUACGUAGCGUCUCACUAUAAGAACUCUCCCAAUGAUUUGCAGAUGCUCUCAGAUGCUCCAGCUCAUCAUCUUUUCUGUUUGCUGCCCCCUGUUCCACACACACACAACUCUCUGCCUGAGGUCCUUGCAGUUGUGCAGGUUUGUUUGGAGGGGGAGAUUUCCCAGCAAUCCAUCCUCAACAGCUUGUCAAGAGGGAAGAAGGCUUCUGGAGACCUCAUCCCUUGGACUGUAUCGGAACAAUUUCAAGAUUCUACGUUCGGGAGUCUCUCUGGUGGAAGGGUGGUGCGAAUCGCUGUGAACCCUGACUACCAGGGGAUGGGUUAUGGGACCAGAACGGUGCAGCUCCUGCAGCAGUACUACCAGGGACAGUUUGCUCUCUUGGAUGACAAGCAGCCAACCCCAGUUGCAUUCAACUCUGUCAGCAGUGAGUCCAUGAGUCUCUUAGAAGAGGUUGUGUCGCCUCGAAAGGAUCUGCCACCCCUCUUGUUGAAGCUGAAUGAGAGGCCUGCUGAGAGACUGGAUUACUUGGGUGUGUCUUAUGGCCUCACAGCCCAGCUGCUGAAAUUCUGGAAAAAGGCUGGAUUUGUGCCAGUGUAUUUAAGACAAACGCAAAAUGACCUGACAGGGGAGCACUCAUGUGUAAUGCUGAAGGAACUGAACACAGAGGAUUCAGCAGAACAGAAUCUGUGGCUGCCGGCAUUCUGGAAAGAUUUCCGCCGGCGAUUCCUCUCACUUCUCUCCUACCAGUUUAGCAGUUUCAGCCCCACGUUAGCAUUAAACAUCCUGCAGAACAAAAACAUCAAGGAAGACAAUCCAACUAAACUAACGGUUACGGAACUAACCGCCAAGUUCACUGCAUAUGAUCUGAGUCGUUUGGAAAUGUAUUCCCGAAACAUGGUUGACUACCACCUGAUUAUGGACAUGGUGCCUGCCAUAGCACAGAUGUUCUUCCUCAAACAACUGGGAGAUCUUUCGCUGUCUGCUGCACAGUCUGCUCUGCUCUUGGGAAUUGGUUUGCAGCACAAAUCUAUAGAUAAUUUAGAGAAAGAGAUAAAGCUGCCCAGCUCUCAGCUCAUGGGCCUGUUCAACCGGCUCAUGCGUAAAGUAGUCCAGUUGUUCAACGCCACUCAGGAGAAGGCGGUCGAGGCAGAGAUGGCCCCCGUUAAAGACAUUAACAUGGAGCCGACAUCCGAGGCGCUGCACAAAGAACUGGACGAGGCUGCCAAAGCGUUUGAGGAGAAACACAAGGAAGACAUGAAGAAGAUUAAGGAUAUGGAUCUUACUCAAUACAUGAUUCGAGGUGACGAUGAAGAGUGGACUCAAGUGCUAAAGAAAGCUGGCCAAACUGCAAUAGUAAGCAUCAAGAGUGAUAAGAAGCGCAAGAUGGAAGGGCCAACCAAGAAGGAGUGGGAGGGCAAGAAGAUGAAGAAAAGUAACAAAAUAAAGGGAAAAUUUUCAAAAAAGAAAUAAUUACUAGACAAGAUGUCCAGCCCUAUUUUUAUUUUUUUCUUUCCCCCACGAUUAGUUUUUACUGGACUGUGCAUCACUUUUUUUUAUCACUUAAUAAUCUCAGCUUUCAAAAUGUAUUCAUUAUUUUCUAAAUUACACUUUUUUUUUUAACAAAACUAUCUAUAGCUCAUUUCCCCAUGUGAAGAUCAUUACUGAACGAAGCGUUUUUUUUGUUUUUUUAUUAAUUACUGUUUGCAGAUUUUUGUUUAAGAAUUUCAAAGUUUAAACUGUAACCUAAAUAAAUCAUAACAGCUGAUUUAAAAUUUGGGUUUAAGAAGGUGCUUUUUUUCUUUCACUUUUGUUACCAUCUAUAUGUUAGUGGAAAUCUUUGGAUCUCUGGUGUGGAGUUACAGUGCAUGCUCUCCAAGUGGGUUUCGUUCCAUUUCUUUAAAAUAUGCUGCACUGACUUAAGAGAUGUGGUGUGUUGUUUCCAGGAAAUUCUCCAGACGUGACACGACCCUGACCAGGAGAAAGCGCUUCCUGAAGAUGAAUAAAUGUAUGAACAAGCCACAAAAGAGAAAGUGCUGCUUUGAAAUGCAAUAUAUUAAAUUACCAGAUGUAACUUUUUUUUUCAAAUUCCACAUAAAAUAUUACAUAAUUGUAUACAAAAGUAAGUACACCUUGUUUGGCUGAUGUAGUUAUACAGAAAGAACAAGAUGCACCUGAGAAAAAAUAGGACAUAUUAUAGGACAAGGAUCUGCUUAACAAUGCAGGAAUUUAAACCUGCAACCUUGUGAAAAGCAAUACAAUGCCUUAUCCACUGAACUGUCACUACCACUGUGUUGACUUUGUUGAUGUGUGAAUCAGAUGAUUCAACUACAUGCUAUUUUUACUGUGCUGUAAUUAAUCAGGAUAUUUUUUAAUGAUUGGUAAUAUGUGAAAUUUCGCAUGUGUGUCUAUGUAUGUACGAUAACAUGCAUAUAUAUUUUUUAUGGUUUCAUUUUGUGUUUUGGAUUUAGUCGCCAUAAAUCAAUUUUUUUCUCAUUCCUGUUUUAUUUGCUGUACUACAUUGUGUCAUAAAGAGGUGGUAUUA